AAACUAUAUAUGUACUACAAAACUUUAGGAGGUCUGCUAAUGAUUGCUCGAAAGAAGUAUCUACAGGGGAUCUACAAUGUGCGUGUCACCAGAUCUGCCUCCGCUUGCCAAGAGAUUACACGUAAUUACGGAGGAGAGGGGAUCAUCGGUAAUUACGUGCGGAGCCUUCUCUUUUCCGUCUUGAGCUCAUAACGACCCUCCUUAUCGAAUCUACGAGGAUAUGCUACCAGCUUUCCUAACCAAUUAGCAGUCGCUUUUACGGGCAGGGAGUGAGCCACUGGCACGUGUGGAUCCUUUCAUAUCAAUACGACUUUCCGUACUCGUCAAUUCUAGAGUUUAU
Messenger RNA from Babjeviella inositovora NRRL Y-12698, 340 nucleotides. RefSeq lists its product as uncharacterized. The transcript has a single exon. The coding region runs from base 10 to 192 and encodes 60 amino acids. The record is from RefSeq and is a predicted model, not a curated record. NCBI's taxonomy places the organism in Eukaryota, Fungi, Ascomycota, Pichiomycetes, Serinales.